GGGGGAACACAAAAAAUGGGUUCUGUACGCUAUCGUACCGUACGAACUUUAGUGAGGUAUCUCGCAUACUGUUAUUGGAGUUGCUAGGAAAUCUUUUUCUUCCUUGGAACUCUCACAAAUUAAAUACUAAACCCGAAAAACACCAAAACCAAGCCUUUCCAACCAAGAUCUACCAAACAUGAAUACCAUGAAUCUUUCAUUUGUUGCCAUCCUUUCCGUUAUUGCCUUGCAAAGCACACAAGCCAUGAUCUCUCCUGCCGUGAGUUGCUGUGAAGACAAUGGAGGAAAGUACGAAAUUGUGGACGGCAGUGAUGGCCAGUCGGGAGUUUGCAGGAAGGAUGGAGUUAACACAGAAGCCUUUUACUUCAUGGACCAGAACUGCCCUCCUCCGCCAACAGUUUCUCCAUCCAAUGCACCCACCAUGAAAUACUCUGUCUAUGCCGUCAAUAAUUGCGACGCCACUGUCACUGCCAAUUUUGUUCUCAGAUCAAGUAGGAGAUUAGGUGGAAACCGGAACAGCCAGGUUGAGGUCCAGCAGGGACAAUGCACAUAUGUAGGUCCUACCAAUCUGGAUGUUGUGACUUACACAAGCCAGGGAAGCUAUGUCAGCAGCGGAAAUGAUUCCUGCUUGAACAUAGGAGAUUCCAACAACUCAGAUUGCAACUUGCUGGGCAUCGCAGAAAAUGCCUGCGUUGUCAACCUUUGCUAAGCUCUUAGUUCUGCUACUGUUCACUUACAAUAGACUUAUACAGUACAACAUAAAAAAUAGAUGACAAAUAACUGG
Molecule: messenger RNA, 784 nt
Organism: Pseudo-nitzschia multistriata
Lineage: Eukaryota; Bacillariophyta; Bacillariophyceae; Bacillariales; Bacillariaceae
Source: the annotation of a GenBank genome assembly